AUGGACUUUCCUCGCGACUAUCCAGAGUUUGCGCGUUUGGUUCGCUUCAUCGUCACUGGAUGCUCGGCUCUGGAGGUUGGCAAGGCGUGAUUUACUUCUGACGGUUUUCUUGAAGAUUUUGCUCAGUUUCUCGGGCCUCAACGAAGUCAGCUCACUCCGAAGCAUACUCUACAUCGUCUUGGCCGCGGCCAGUCUUGCAGUCACCAUUCAUAAUUUGUGAGAACCUGCCGAUAACUUUGACUGGAGCUGAAAAGGCCAAACUUACAAUUUUUCGAAAAAUAAAGCAUAGGCAAAGUCGGAAGGACCCUCCGAGGGUCCAUAAAGGACCAUAGAAAUGUUCCUUUUAGGGUGAAGAAGGCUCUCUUUUUGCUGCCUUUUUGCACCAUUUUCUCAGCCCUUAUGCACCAUUUUUGCUGCCUCUCCGUUUCUCCACCAUUUCUCGAGCCUUUAAAAUCCCAGAAAAAUGGAAGGCUCGAUAAAGGGAGUCUCUUUGCUGCCUUUCGCUGCCUUUUUGCUGCCUGUCUGCGGCCUUUUUUGAGCCUCUCCCUUUUAGCAGCCAUUAUACACCAUUCCGACUUUGCCCGAGAGUUUUAGGGCUCACAACAUCGACGGCAUUCACGAAUUGAACUCGGUGGUGUCGGACCCGAACAAGGAUUUCCGCAAAAGAGCCGCCGCUUGUGAGUUUUUCAUUGAUAUAGCCAGUUUCACUGAGUAAUUUCUAAAAUAAAAGUUCGCUGAAAAAAAUAAAUUAGAUAAUGGAGCAGAAAGCGAUAAACUCAAGAAUGAAACUGGAAAUAUUGGUUUGACAGUGGUGUUGGUGCCGCCGUCGACGGCCCUUCUUCUGUUUUUGUUCGUUUCGAACAACGGCUUGUUUUCUUUGACCGCCUUCGUCCAUAUGGUCGCCGCAGUCGCGCAACUCGGCUACGAGGUCUACUUGGUGAGAUUUCCGUGUUCUUCGCUCACUAAUUCUUUUUUUGCAGUUCAAAAACAACAACGGCAAGAACAACUUCACGGUUGUAAUAUUUUUUUUUAUUUUGAAUUGAUUUUAAAGUUUUGCUUUUCUGAGACUUUUCAUCUUAUAUCAGAUUCUUCUUUUAUACUGGAUUAUUCAACAAAAAAACUACUGUACCGUAAGAAUGGGAAACACCAAAGAUGUUAACGACUAUGUAGUCUGUUCAGAUUCUAAAUAUCAAAUCAGCCUCAAGCUCCGCCCCUGAUUCCGGGGUAAACCUAUCAGAGAUUGGAAUGACGUCAUUUAUGCCGUGUUCAAAGUAAUUUCCGCGAAAUGCAAAAUACCCGUUAGAGAAAGGAAAAAAUCACUAAAUAUUGGAGAGUCAGAGAUCAUUUUGCAUUUCGCGGAAAUUACUUUGAACACGGCAUUAGCUUGGCAUUCAAAAAAUCUGAACAGACUGUAUCACCUCAUAUUUUUAAUUUCAUAAUUUUUAACUUGAUUCGAUCUGAUUUUAAAUUCAGCCGAAGCAAACGGGACCGGUCUCUAGUCGCGAUCCCAACUAUGAGGUAACUUCCAUUCGAUAACAAAUACCCAAUCCAAAAAACACUUUACAGACACUCGCCCGAGUCAACGACCAAAUUUUCCUCAAUAAAUAA
Messenger RNA from Caenorhabditis auriculariae, 1608 nucleotides. Lineage: Eukaryota; Metazoa; Nematoda; Chromadorea; Rhabditida; Rhabditidae. The record is from the annotation of a GenBank genome assembly.